UGUGUUUGUGGACUUGGGUGUUGUUGGUAUUGAUAGGGAAUGGAAGAAGCAUGGGGUGCUUGAAAGAAGAGAGAAAUGCACUCCUCAAGAUUAAGGCCACCUUCAACCACCCAAACGGGUCUUCUCUUCCGUCUUGGGGAGACGGCGAUGGUGACUGUUGCAGUUGGGAAGGCAUCGAGUGUGAUAACACCACUUCACGAGUAACUCAACUAGUUCUGAGCUAUAUACGCGAUUUGGAAUUGCGAGAAUAUGGCCCUUGGGUUAUUGACGCAUCUCUAUUCGUGCCUCUAGAGGAACUUCAAGUGUUGGAUUUGAGGAAUAAUUGUCUCUCAGAUUUAAAUGGAACGCUGCACUUGAAGAAAUUGAAUCGACUUGAUCUAUCUUUCAAUAAUCUGGAACGAGUCCCCUCAUUGUACAAGAAAACUUCAACAGAGGCUCAACAAUUGUCUUCCAAUCAGCCUAAAGGUGUGAAUUUGGAGGUAUUGGAUCUUGGAAAGAACAAUUUGGCCAAUGACGCCCUCACGGACAUUAUGAGGAUAACAUCUCUCAAGGCCUUGUACAUCAAUCAAUGUGGAUUGAACGCAUCUUCGAAGUUUCUGGAAGGCCUGUGCGGAUUAAGGUACCUUGAAGAGUUGGAUAUCAAUAGUAAUGGAUUAUGGGGUCCUCUUCCUUCAUGCUUGUGCAAUAUGACCUCACUCUGUGUGCUUGAUGUGGCAAAUAACAAUUUCAGUGGGGCCAUUCCUUCAUCUCUGCUCUAUAAUCUCAAGUCACUUGAAUAUAUUGUGUUCUUUGGAAAUGCCUUUGAAGGCUCACUUUUGCUUGCUUCCCUAGCCAAUAAUUCCAACCUUGAGGUAUUCCACCUCCUCAACAAUCAUAACCAUUUGGAAGUAAAUACAGAAGAGCCCACCUGGUUUCCUUCAUUUCAACUGAAGGUGUUUACUUUAUCAAAUUGUGUGCUAAACAAAGAUGCAAAUGUUGUAAUUCCUAGCUUUCUGAAAGAACAACAUGAUUUGAUACUUCUUCAACUCAUCCAUAAUGGAAUGAAUGGAAAUUUCCCAAAUUGGCUAUUGGAGAAUAAUGUAUAUCUAGAACGAUUCGAACUCACGGGCAACAACUUGUCAGGUACUUUUCAUUUGCCUUCCAAUUUGAAUCUUGACAACAUGCUAAAGUUGGAUGUGUCUGCUAAUAUUAUUGAAGGAGAGAUCCCAUCCUGGAUUGGUUCCAUCCUCCCAAAUUUAAUUUAUUUGAAUUUGUCAAAGAACUUAUUGGAAGGUAGAAUCCCUUACUCCAUGGGCAAUAUGAAUCAACUGCAUACAUUGGACUUGUCGAAUAAUCGCUUCACGGGAGAGAUACCAGAGCCAUUGGCUAAAAAUUGCACGUCACUUGUUGUAUUGAAACUAUCAAGCAACAAUUUGCAAGGCAAUAUGCUACCGAGGGGUUCUAACUUGACAAGCUUGAGAUAUUUGUAUUUGGAUAACAAUUGUUUCAUAGGGGACAUAUCAUCUGGCAUAUUAAAUAGCUCAUUGCAAGUUUUGGAUGUAAGCAAUAAUUCCCUAUCGGGAACACUUCCUAAUUGGAUUGGAGAUAUUCAAUUCCUGGAAAUGCUUAUGCUGUCGAGUAAUUCAUUUAAAGGUCCUUUACCAUUGAGCUUCUGCAACUUACAUUAUCUCAAGCUUUUAGACUUAUCAAGUAACAACCUUGGGCCAAAUAUACCUCCCUGUGUCAAUGUUACAGUUAUGAGGUUCUUGCAUUUAACAAAUGACAUGCUUGCUGGGCAUUUGCCUGAGUUUCUCUCUAGAGCAUCAUUGAUGGUUACAUUGGAUCUUAGACACAAUGCACUGUCAGGAUCAAUCCCAGAAACAUUUUCCGAUUUGAAGAGUGUAGAGAGCUUGGACUUGUCCUACAACAACUUAAUCGGUCAAAUCCCUCCACAACUAACAGAGCUUUACACCUUGUCAAAUUUUAGAGUGGCUUACAAAAACUUGUCAAGUAGGACACCAGACCGAAAAAAUCAAUUUGGAACUUUGGUGAGACAAGUUAUGAAGGAUGAUCCCCGGAGAGAAGCUUUCUUGUGGAGUUUUGCAGGAUCAUAUGUUGUGGCAUUCCUUGGGAUGGUUCUUUUUCUUUACUUAAACUCGUACUAUGAGUAUGUGCUGUUCGAGCUUGUUUGUAAGCUCAUCCCAUCGUUUCCCCAUUAG
This is a messenger RNA of Eucalyptus grandis, 2198 nucleotides long. RefSeq names its product receptor-like protein 15. The record is from RefSeq and is a predicted model, not a curated record. Lineage: Eukaryota; Viridiplantae; Streptophyta; Magnoliopsida; Myrtales; Myrtaceae. Gene Ontology annotation, molecular function: protein binding. Bases 51 to 2198 code for a protein of 715 amino acids. The transcript is spliced from 6 exons.